AAAUAGUAUUUCAAGGACAUAUGGCCACUGGUGAUGAGCUGCUCCCUCUGUAGACCCCACUCCCUAGGGCAGCUGCUGGUUGCACAUGUCAGGCUAGCAGAGCAGAGCAGGCCCCUGUGUACCUGGGAGUGGGGAGUUAAAGGGCAGCUUGUACCAGUAAGCCCUCCUCUCCCCGCCCCUUCCCAUAGGCUCCGCCCAACUCCGUCUAGCCUAGGAAUCUCAAGCCCAGCUGCCUUUAACCCUAGCGGAGAUCCUACUCACCAGACCACACAGCUGUGGAAGGAUAGGAGGAGCAGCCUGUGUGGCCCUGGGCCGGAUGUCACCCUCCGCUGACACGUGCUGUGUGCCUGAUUGAGGAGCCCUCCGUAAUGACCUCCGGGGUUAGGGUUAGGGUCUGUGUCACCUGUCACUUCCCUAUCCCGUGCCAAAUAGGGAUGUGGGCAGGAAGCACGGGGUAGCUUGGCUGUCCCACCAGCCUUUCUGGUUUCUCCCUCGUACCGUGGGCUCCUUGGUGCAUGGCUGUAGUGCUCAGCCUUCUCAGCGGCAGCACUGAGGGAGAUUACUGACCCAAGUCGGCUCCAUGCGCCUUCGUCCACAACCAGGCCCCCUAGGCAUGGAGCCCUUCUUCCGGAAGCGGCUCACUUUCUUGUCCUUUUUCUGGGAUAAGAUCUGGCCAGCGGGUGAGUCGGAGGAAGACAUCCCCCGGAUCCAGGGACUCGACGACAACCCAGUGCUGGAGCAGCCUGCUGCCGUUGAGCCUUGCAGCUUUCCCGCCCCACGCGCGCGACUCUUCCGCGCGCUCUACGACUUCACUGCUCGGUGUGCAGAGGAACUGAGCGUCAGCCGCGGAGACAGACUCUACGCCCUCAAGGAGGAGGGCGACUACAUCUUUGCCCAAAGGCUCUCUGGGCCGCCCAGUACGGGACUGGUUCCAGUCACCUACCUUGCCAAGGCCACCCCUGAGACGCCCUCAGACCAACCUUGGUACUUCAGUGGGAUCAGCAGGACUCAGGCCCAGCAGUUGCUCUUGUCUCCUGCCAAUGCACCAGGGGCCUUCCUCAUCCGGCCCAGCGAAAGCAGCGUCAGGGGAUAUUCUCUGUCAGUUCGGGCCCAAACCAAAGUCUGCCACUACCGCAUCUGCAUGGCACCUGAUGGCAGCCUCUACCUGCAGGAGGGCCGGUUCUUCCCCAGCCUGGAUGCAUUGCUCGAUUACUACAAGACCAACUGGAAGCUGAUACAGAACCCUCUGUUGCAGCCCUGCAUACCCCAGAUGCCCCUGGCUCAGGACGAGUGGGAACGGCCACGCUCAGAAUUUGUCCUUCGGAGAAAGCUGGGUGAAGGCUUCUUCGGGGAGGUGUGGGAAGGCCUGUGGCUGGGCUCUAUGCCUGUGGCGGUGAAGGUUAUCAAAUCAGCUGACAUGAAACUGGCAGACCUCACCAAGGAGAUUGAGGCGCUGAAGAGCUUGAGGCACGAGCGACUGAUUCGGCUGCAUGCCAUAUGCUCCCUGGGUGAACCUGUGUACAUCGUUACUGAACUCAUGGGCAAGGGCAACUUGCAGGUCUACCUGGGCAGCCCUGAGGGAAAGGCCCUGAACCUGCCUCAUCUACUGGGGUUUGCCUGCCAAGUAGCUGAGGGCAUGAGCUACCUGGAGGAACGGCGUGUUGUCCACCGGGACUUGGCUGCUAGGAACGUGCUGGUGGGUGAUGACCUCACCUGCAAAGUAGCUGAUUUCGGCCUGGCUAGGCUGCUCAAGGAUGAUGUCUACUCCCCAAGCAGUGGCUCCAAGAUCCCUGUCAAGUGGACGGCACCUGAGGCAGCUAAUUACCGUGUCUUCUCCCAAAAGUCAGAUGUCUGGUCCUUUGGCAUCCUGUUAUAUGAGGUCUUCACUUAUGGCCAGUGUCCCUACGAAGGAAUGACCAACCAUGAGACACUACAGCAAAUCAGUCGUGGGUACCGGUUGCCACGCCCAGCCGCCUGCCCAGCAGAGGUCUAUGUGCUUAUGGUGGAGUGCUGGAAGGGCAGCCCCGAGGAGCGUCCCACCUUUGCCGCACUGAGGGAGAAGAUGAAUGCCAUACACAGGCGGCUCCAUCUGAGCCUCACGUGACCAGG
Messenger RNA from Peromyscus californicus insignis, 2109 nucleotides. RefSeq names its product src-related kinase lacking C-terminal regulatory tyrosine and N-terminal myristylation sites (gene Srms). The record is from RefSeq and is a predicted model, not a curated record. Gene Ontology annotation, biological process: innate immune response; cell differentiation; cell surface receptor protein tyrosine kinase signaling pathway. Gene Ontology annotation, cellular component: extrinsic component of cytoplasmic side of plasma membrane. Lineage: Eukaryota; Metazoa; Chordata; Mammalia; Rodentia; Cricetidae. The coding region runs from base 581 to 2104 and encodes 507 amino acids. The transcript has 8 exons. Gene Ontology annotation, molecular function: ATP binding; signaling receptor binding; non-membrane spanning protein tyrosine kinase activity.